UUCAUUAAAAAACGUUCGAAAUGUAAACAUGAUAUAAUAAUUAGUACUUUAAGCUUUAAAUUUACAGAAAUGGCAACUCUAUAUGUGAAAUACGAAUCCCGGUGCCACAUUGCGGAAUAUUGGUUAAUUAUAAAAAAAUUUCAUCAGACUUGUUUAUUUACUUAUAAACAAUAUUGGAUUCAGAUUUGAUUAAACACUGAAGUGAAAUGGCAGAAUUGGACAUAAUAACUAAAUUUCGGUCUCUUGGGAUGAGUGAACAAAAAGCCAAAGAAACAAUUAAAAAUGCUAACAUUGCAAACAAUUUGGAAUUGGCAUUAACGCAUAUCAAAAAUAAAAAACUUGAUGAUGGAGUUGGCAUGCUGCUUUACCAUAUGGCUUCAAAAUUAAAACCACAAAUAAUCCACGAAUUGCCAUUUCUCGUUGAUUAUAUAGUCGAUCGUAAAUUGGAUACGACUACACGUAUUGAUGCAGCUUUGGAUUAUUUACUUCAAUAUGUACAGAAAAAAGAUAUAGCCGUAAAUAUCGUGGAGUUUGAACGGGCAUGCGGUGUUGGCGUAGAAGUUACACCGGAAGAAAUUGAACGCAUUGUUCAAGAAAAAAUUAAACUGCAUAAGGACUCAUUGCUCUCUCAACGUUAUCAUUUUAAUUCAUUUAAAAUUAUGCAAGAAGUACGUACUGAAUUAAAAUGGGCCGAUGCCAAAUCCAUAAAAGCUGCUAUCGAUGUCGAAAUUUUUGAUUUACUUGGACCAAAAACCGAAGAUGAUUUAAAACCGCUGGUAAAAGCAGAUAAAAAAAAGGAAAAACUUAAACAAGUAACAAGUAAUGGCACAACAGGUAAUAAAGUUAUUACAAGUGAAGUUACUACAGCCGUUGAACCUGAAAGUAAAACAACAGACGGGGCCCGCACUAUUGCCGAACUGAUGAAAACUAAAGUACAUUUUCAUGCUACUGGUGAAAAUUACAAAACAGAUGGAUACGUAGUUACUGAAAAUACUGAACGCCUACUAAAAGAGCAUUUACUUCAAACUAAUGGCAAAGUACAUACGCGUUUUCCUCCAGAACCGAACGGUAUUUUACACAUUGGCCAUGCUAAAGCUAUAAACAUCAAUUUUGGUUAUGCUGCUUCACAGGGUGGUGUUUGUUAUUUACGUUACGACGAUACAAACCCCGAAAAGGAAGAAGAAAAAUUCUUUAUCGGCAUUAAAGCUAUGGUGGAAUGGCUAGGUUACAAGCCAUAUAAAAUUACUCAUUCAUCUGAUUAUUUCCAACAGUUAUAUGAAUGGGCUGUGAUUUUGAUACAAAAAGGAUUGGCAUAUGUAUGCCAUCAAACGGCGGAUGAUAUGAAAGGAUUCAACGUGAAACCUAGUGAUUGGCGGGACCGAUCUGUUUCAGAAUCAUUACAACUUUUUGAAGACAUGAAAAAUGGUAAAAUUGAAGAAGGCGCCGCUACUUUACGCCUUAAAGUAACUUUAGAAGAAGGCAAAAUGGACCCCGUUGCUUAUCGUAUUAAAUUUAUACCUCACCAUCGAACAGGCAACAAAUGGUGUAUUUAUCCGACAUAUGAUUAUACUCACUGCCUAUGUGAUUCAAUUGAAAAUAUCACGCAUUCGCUGUGUACAAAGGAAUUUCAAUCCCGUCGUUCGUCUUACUAUUGGCUUUGCAAUGCUCUAGAAAUUUAUUGUCCGGUACAAUGGGAAUAUGGGCGUUUGAAUAUGAAUUACGCUUUAGUAUCGAAACGAAAAAUUGCUAAACUUAUAACUGAGCAGAUCGUAAACGAUUGGGAUGAUCCUCGCUUAUUUACUUUAACAGCGCUGCAUCGACGGGGUUUUCCAGCCGAUGCCAUCAAUAAUUUCUGUGCUCAAAUGGGUGUAACCGGUGCUCAAAUAUCUGUUGAUCCUUCUAUGUUAGAAGCAGCUGUUCGUGAUGUGCUAAAUGUAACAGCACCAAGACGUUUAGUCGUACUGGAGCCACUGAAAGUUACUAUAACGAAUUUUCCACAUAAGGCUCCGAUUGAGUUAGAAAUACCAAAUUUCCCACAAAAUCCCGAAAAAGGAACUCAUAAAAUUCUACUCGAUCGCGUUAUUUAUAUCGAACAAAGCGAUUUUAAAAUACUGCCAGAAAAAGGUUAUCGCCGUUUAUCUCCCGAACAGAACGUUGGUUUGAGACAUGCUGGAUUAGUUAUAUCGGUUAAAGAAGUAAAGAAAGAUGUUGACGGAGCUAUACUUGAACUUAUAUGUGAAUGUCAGCCCACAGAAAAAGCCGAAAAACCAAAAGCUUUUAUACAAUGGGUAUCCCAACCGAUAGUAUUAGAAGUACGUCUUUACGAAAUGCUUUUUAAGCAUAAAAAUCCUGAAGAUCCAAACGAAGUACCUGGUGGAUUUUUAUCUGAUAUAAAUGAAAAAUCUAUGACUGUGUUGUGGGCUAUGGCUGAUCAAGUAUUAGGAAAAGUGAGAGUUUAUGAAAAAUAUCAAUUUGAACGAAUUGGCUUUUUUUCUGUUGAUCCCGAUACAAAUAAUGAACGCAUUGUAUUUAAUCGUACAGUUGGUUUGAAAGAAGAUGCAGGUAAAAAAUAACAAUUUUUUCUAUACUAUGUUUUAAACAAACUCGCUAAUAAAGAUUUUGUAAGUAGAGAAAAUGAGUAUCAUUGAAAUACACAUAUAUAA
This is a messenger RNA of Teleopsis dalmanni, 2663 nucleotides long. RefSeq names its product probable glutamine--tRNA ligase (gene GlnRS). Gene Ontology annotation, cellular component: cytosol; aminoacyl-tRNA synthetase multienzyme complex; cytoplasm. The transcript is spliced from 3 exons. Bases 207 to 2573 code for a protein of 788 amino acids. Gene Ontology annotation, molecular function: glutamine-tRNA ligase activity; ATP binding. Gene Ontology annotation, biological process: glutaminyl-tRNA aminoacylation; translation. NCBI's taxonomy places the organism in Eukaryota, Metazoa, Arthropoda, Insecta, Diptera, Diopsidae. The record is from RefSeq and is a predicted model, not a curated record.